Pisolithus orientalis is the source of this 2206-nucleotide messenger RNA. Its product is annotated as smf Mn2+ and Fe2+ transporter. The record is from RefSeq and is a predicted model, not a curated record. The transcript is spliced from 8 exons. Gene Ontology annotation, molecular function: cadmium ion transmembrane transporter activity; manganese ion transmembrane transporter activity. Gene Ontology annotation, cellular component: membrane. NCBI's taxonomy places the organism in Eukaryota, Fungi, Basidiomycota, Agaricomycetes, Boletales, Pisolithaceae. Gene Ontology annotation, biological process: intracellular manganese ion homeostasis; iron ion transport. The coding region runs from base 187 to 2079 and encodes 630 amino acids.
CAACUUAUGACUGUAGGUUGUUCCGAAUCCUUGCGCUUGUUAUUUCAUUCACAGAUUCAUGAGGCACUGAUCCCAGAUUUGAGGCUUUGAGCCCCUCACGCAUGCCCACGCCUCUCUUAUUUCAGUAGAAUUACCAGUGACCGUAGAAGCGAAACGACCUAAUCUCCCUCACCUCUUUUUACCACCAUGUCGGUAUCUGUCGUUCCCGAGGACAAGGACAAGCCCGAGCAGGUGUCGACCCGAAAAGGAGUCCACUGGUCUUCCAUAGCGUAUAACGUUGCUUGGCGAGUGUAUCAUCACGCUCGAAAGCACACUGGCGUGGGCAUCGUGUGCUCCGUCGCGUACUUCGAUCCCGGGAACUGGGGAGUUGAUCUCCAGGCAGGGUCGCAGUUUGGAUAUAGCCUCCUGUUCUGCGUCCUCCUCGCUGGCCUGUUAGCAGCCCUUCUUCAGGUAUCCUUCGUUACUGCUGCUGGAAUUAUCGCGUUCAUCAGAGACACCUUCUGGCAGGUCCUUGCUAGUCGUUUGGGAGUGGUAACAGGCCUAGAUCUUGCAUCUCAUUGCAGACUUCUGCUCCAUGACCGCCCUCGGCACAAGAUGCUAUGGCGCUGGGGCGUGCUAUAUCCGUUGUACGUCCUCUCGGAGAUCGCCAUCAUCAGUACAGACCUAGCGGAGAUGCUCGGGUCUGCUAUCGCCCUUGUCCUUCUCUUUCCAUCACUCCCUCUUUGGGCGGGCGUCUUGUUGACUGCCUCUGACGUCAUGCUUCUUCUGGCAUUUGACAAUCCGCUGAGGACGAGACCUGUCAAAAUGUUCGAGUACCUGAUCACCGCACUGACCCUCGCUGUGCUCAUCUGCAUGGCGAUAAUCAUAGCACGCAUCAAUGUAGACUGGGCAGAUGUGUUCAAGGGGCUUCUUCCGUCGAAGGCACUCUUCGAAAACGGCGCAUUGUACACCACCGUCGGUAUCCUUGGGGCCACCAUCAUGCCGCAUAGUUUGUUCUUGGGAUCACACUUGGCCACACAAGACCGGAUGGCUGAGGCACCUCUCAAGGAAGUUCAUACUCACUCUGAAUCUGCCAGUUUUGAACCUCCGCAAGACAAGACUUUCCUUCAACGCUUGUACCACUUUGUCAAGCAGCCUUUGAAUGUCUUCAGUUGUGACGGUUUACCCGAAGAUAAUGCGGACUAUGAACCCACCACUAACACUCGACAUGCCACGUUCUCGGAACGUCUGCGCAUCCACUGUAGACGACUUUUUGGAGUGUUUCGUUCCGAAGAGUCAUAUUAUCCAGCCAAUGUAUUGACACACGCAAAUAGAGAGAAUAACCCUUUGCCAUUCGUUCGGGCACACGUUUACCAUGGCAUGGUCGACAUGAUAAUCAGCUUGCUAGGUUUCGCUGUCAUCAUCAAUGCCUUAAUUCUCGUUCUUGCCAGUGCUGUCUUCUAUUACGGAUCUGGUGCCCGGGGUUCGAUGGCUCCUGCAAGCUUAUUUGACGCCCAUACCCUUAUUAGGGACACUAUCGGAAGGCCUGCCGCUCUGCUCUUUGCCCUGGCUUUGCUUGCCUCAGGCCAAAGCGCUUCCGUAAUUGCAACGCUCGCUGGUCAGAGCGUCUCUGAGGGUUUCUUGCACUGGAAAGUUUCGCCCAUUCUCCGCCGCCUUAUUACUCGGUUGCUGGGAUUGGUCCCUUCGAUGAUCGUGGCUAUCGCUGUUGGUCCGAAUGGUAUCAAUGCGUUGCUUGUCGCAAGCCAAGUUGUCUUGUCCAUCAUCCUUCCUUUCAUUACAUUUCCUCUUAUCUAUCUAACGUCGACAUCUCGUUUCAUGAAGGUUCGCAAAUCAUCACAACCAUCAUCUUCUGAUGGGACAAUGCCCCCCCAUACGGACGUCGCUGAGGCAGACCCUCCAGCACUCGAGGCUACUCCCAGGGACACCCGCGAGACGCCACGAGACCCAGAGACAGCUGACCAAGCAGAGUAUGUUGACUUCAGCAGCGGGAAGAUUGUGACUGCCGCCGGCACUUUGACUUGGCUUAUCAUUGUCUCUGCCAAUGUUUAUGCAUUGGUUACCCUAGGCCAGGGCAACUAAAAUGUCGUCAUCGUCGUGUAGAUCUUCGUACUUUUGCCGCAAUUGACGGGAGACUAAAUACGGAUAAAUGUCGGUGUAUCUUUAGGAUUGAAAAAGUUGUUUCAACGCUACAUUCACUUCAACACUA